UUGUCAAACUUAAAGAUAAGAACAUUAUCUAUGUUCUCUCGUCGUUUUUUACGGUAUUUUAAUUUUUAAAUGAAUCGGUUUGAUUUACGCUGUGAGUGUCUGAUUGUAAUUUUAAUUUUUCUAGCUACAUUAUCAGAUAUCCACCGAGAGUGACAUUCCAUGUUCAGUUUAUUUUAGCCAUCGAGAUCAUGGAUGAUCAAAAAGAAUUUGUAAAUGUUAAUCUGAACUCGAACGAGUUCAUAAUAUCGUCUCAGUCGAUUGACCACCCCAACAAUUCGAACUUUAAGAACACUGAAGGACUGUCGAUAACUUACGGUAUUGACGAUAAUCCACCAUGGUAUUUAUGCAUCUUCAUGGCUCUGCAACAUUACCUUACGAUGAUUGGUGCUAUUGUUUCGAUCCCAUUUAUCCUAACACCAGCACUAUGCAUGAAAGAAGAUGAUCCUGCUCGAGGCCAUAUUAUAUCAACUAUGAUAUUCGUAACAGCUAUAGUAACGUUUCUACAAGUUACAUUUGGUUGCAGACUUCCAAUCGUACAAGGAGGAACAAUUUCAUUUCUUGUACCCACGUUAGCAAUUUUGAAACUGCCGCAAUGGAGAUGUCCAUCAAUGGGAAGCAUUAUUGAAAUGACUUCUUAUGAUCAAGAAGAACUUUGGAAAGUUCGUAUGAGAGAGCUUUCAGGCGCAAUAGCUGUAUCGGCUAUGUUUCAGGUUUUACUUGGAUAUUCCGGUCUUAUCGGAAAACUGGUUAAGUACGUGACACCACUGACGAUCGUUCCGACUGUGUCGCUGGUGGGCCUAUCACUGUUCGAGAAUGCUGCCGAAUCGGCUUCCAAGCACUGGGGCAUAUCUAUGGGAACGAUCAUACUAUUGACGUUAUUUUCACAAUUCCUGACGAAUGUCAAGUUGCCGGUCCCGACGUACAACAAAACUAACGGAUUUUCAACUACUAAAUUUAAUGUAUUCCAGUUGUUUCCGGUAUUGCUAACUAUAACAAUUAUGUGGAUUCUGUGCGCAUUGUUAACCAUAUAUGAUUACUUUCCAACCGGACAUCCGGCCAGAACCGAUGUCAAGAUCCGGAUUAUAGGUGAUUCGUCAUGGUUCCGAGUGCCGUACCCUGGUCAAUGGGGUUGGCCAACCGUUAGCGUAGCCGGUGUCAUAGGUAUGUUAGCUGGUGUACUGGCGUGUACUGUUGAGUCCAUAAGCUACUAUCCGACAACAGCCAAAAUGUGUGGAGCUCCUCCACCACCAGUACACGCUAUUAACAGAGGAAUUGGAUUCGAGGGACUUGGAACGGUAUUCGCUGGACUCAUGGGAAGUGGAAAUGGUACCAACACGUUCGGGGAAAAUGUUGGCGCGAUAGGUGUUACAAAGAUUGGCAGCAGGCGUGUAAUACAGUACGCCAGUGCAUUGAUGUUAAUUCAAGGCGUUGUCAAUAAAUUUGGAGCAGUUUUUAUAAUCAUUCCCGAGCCUAUUGUUGGAGGCAUGUUUUGCAUUAUGUUCGGAAUGAUAAGUGCAUUUGGCUUAUCAGCUCUACAAUACGUUCAGUUGAAUUCGUCGAGGAAUUUGUACAUCAUUGGAUUUUCAAUGUUCUUUUCACUGGUUUUACCAAAAUGGAUCAUCGCUCAUCCGAAUGCAAUUCAAACCGGAAAUGAAAUAUUAGACAGUGUGUUGACUGUCAUUUGCAGUACUAGUAUAUUGGUCGGUGGUUUGAUCGGCUGCUUCUUGGAUAAUACCAUACCAGGCACUCCAGAAGAAAGGGGUCUCAUAGCUUGGGCCAAUGAAAUGAAUCUGUCAAGUGAACCAACAACAGAUGAAGAAACGAGUACUUAUGAUUUCCCAGUUGGCAUGAAAGCGUUAAGAAAAAUGAAAUGGACGUACUCAGUUCCAUUUUUACCAACCUACAGACCAAAGAAAAAUUAGAAUUUUCAUUAUGUGUAUUUUAUUAAUAUGAUUUAUAGUAAAAUUAUAAAAUAAUGUUUAUUGAAUUGUAUGUAUACUUUGGUCUUCUUAUUUGUACUAUAAUUUGUAUACCU
Messenger RNA from Melanaphis sacchari, 2035 nucleotides. RefSeq names its product solute carrier family 23 member 2. Lineage: Eukaryota; Metazoa; Arthropoda; Insecta; Hemiptera; Aphididae. Gene Ontology annotation, molecular function: transmembrane transporter activity. The record is from RefSeq and is a predicted model, not a curated record. Gene Ontology annotation, biological process: transmembrane transport. The coding region runs from base 189 to 1922 and encodes 577 amino acids. The transcript has 15 exons. Gene Ontology annotation, cellular component: membrane.